This is a messenger RNA of Labrus bergylta (ballan wrasse), 1844 nucleotides long. It is a transcript of the gene b4galt6, whose product is annotated as UDP-Gal:betaGlcNAc beta 1,4- galactosyltransferase, polypeptide 6. Gene Ontology annotation, biological process: carbohydrate metabolic process. NCBI's taxonomy places the organism in Eukaryota, Metazoa, Chordata, Actinopteri, Labriformes, Labridae. Gene Ontology annotation, molecular function: UDP-galactose:glucosylceramide beta-1,4-galactosyltransferase activity. The record is from RefSeq and is a predicted model, not a curated record. Gene Ontology annotation, cellular component: Golgi apparatus.
AUGAAAAGGAGGCGGACUUCAUAUCUGUUUUAUUGAGUUUCUUUUUUUUCUUCUGUCAUAUCUCAUCCCGCACGCACUGUGGGGCUGCUGAAUUCCUAAAAAAAAAAAAAAAAAAGCGCGGAACCAGCGUGGAGACCCCUCGCUGGUGGGCAUGACUCUGGACUCCGGUUUGCUGAUAAAGUGCACCGACUUGUUUUGGAAACAUCGCACCGGCCGAGAGAAGACUGUGUGUGGGAGACGGCAGAGCGGUCCUGCCCCCCUUUCAAUGACCAACCUUCAGUGCCAGUGGUAAAAGCCUCGCUGGUUGGUUACCAUGGACAGCUACCACGAGUAGAGAUGCUGCCUUGCGCCUGGUCUGUAGAGUAACGCUUUCAUCAUGCCCGACCGGCGGUGCUCCACCUCGAGGGUCUCGGUUGCCUGAUAUUAACGUUACGGGCCUGCUUUUUCCAUCUGGAAAUUUCUUGGCAGGGGGGGAAAGCAGGCCAGCUAGCACCGCUAGCGUUAGCCUUCUCCUUUCUGCACCUCUGGGCUUUUUAAUGCAGCAGGGGUUUCCAUGACUACACAAUCGAAACCCCCUUUCUUCCCCUGUCACUCCGAGGACAUUUUUUAAUCCACCGAGGCAUUUUAUGGGAUUCAUAUCGGCGAAAGAGACGCGGGCCUGAGCCAAAAUGGUGAACUGGAGGCGGCUGCUGCGAAUGUCCAACCGAUCGUUUCUGGCCUUCAUAUUCUUCUUCUCCAUGUCCACCACUUGUCUCUACUUCAUCUACGUGGCCCCCGGGAUAGCCAACACAUACUUCUUCAUGGUGCAGGCUCAGGGCAUCAUGUUGAGGGACAAUGUGAGGACCAUCGGCCAAAUGAUCCGAUUAUACACCAACAAGAACAACACCCUCAACGGAACGGACUAUCCUGAUGGCAGUAACUCCAGUGAGUACCUGGUCCAGCCAACGACGUACCUCCCUGAGAACUUCACCUACGCCCAGAACCUCCCCUGCCCAGAGCGAUUACCUUCUAUGAAGGGCCUUAUGGAAGUCAAUAUGACGGAGAUCCCUGUUGAAGAGAAAGAAGUCAAGUUCUCCAAGUUUUUUGACAUUGAUUUUGGAGGCCACUGGAAACCAAAGGACUGCAGACCUCGCUGGAAGGUGGCCAUCUUGAUUCCAUUCAGAAACCGCCACGAACAUCUCCCCAUCCUCUUCCAGCACCUCAUCCCCAUGCUGCAGAGACAGCGGCUGCAGUUUGCCUUCUAUGUCAUAGAACAGAGCGGGAGCCAGCCCUUCAACAGAGCAAUGCUGUUUAAUGUGGGGUUCCUGGAGGCCAUGAAGGACCUGGACUGGGACUGCUUGAUCUUCCAUGAUGUUGACCACAUCCCAGAGAACGAUCGAAACUACUACGGCUGUGGUCAGAUGCCACGCCACUUUGCUGCCAAGCUGGACAAAUACAUGUACAUCCUUCCAUACAGCGAGUUCUUCGGCGGCGUGAGUGGACUCACUGUGGAGCAGUUUCGUAAGAUUAAUGGUUUUCCCAAUGCAUUCUGGGGCUGGGGAGGAGAAGAUGAUGACUUGUGGAACAGGGUUCACUAUGCCGGUCUGAAUGUCACACGACCAGAGGGAGAGAUCGGAAAGUACAGGUCUAUUCCUCACCACCACAGAGGAGAGGUGCAGUUCCUCGGGAGGUAUAAACUCCUGAGGUAUUCCAAAGAGCGGCAACACUUGGACGGCCUCAACAACCUUCAUUACACCCCCCAGAGCUCCCUCAGCAGCCUCUACAAGAACAUCACAGUGGACCUGUAUCCCGAGCUCGCCCCUAUCGCAGACUACUGAACUGCCCCCACCGACCCGACACCACCC